Molecule: messenger RNA, 841 nt
Organism: Drosophila biarmipes
Lineage: Eukaryota; Metazoa; Arthropoda; Insecta; Diptera; Drosophilidae
Exons: 1
Coding region: 124-768 (214 amino acids)
Source: RefSeq, a predicted model, not a curated record
UAUUUAAGACUAGCUUAUUCAAGUACUGAAAGCCACAUUGUAGAUCUUGAUCACAACAGCUCUAUCAUUUUCCCUUCAGUGUCAAUCAAAUUUUGUAGUUAUUUCUAUUGGUAUCUUAUAUUUAUGGACAUGUUCAAAUCUUCUAAUAAACCAGUAACAUCAAAAUUUCAAUGUGUGGUGAUGCAGCGGGUAGCUCCGGGGAAAUCAAGUAAAUCCUCAGUUGCGCUGGUUUCGGUUGAUAACCCCAGGAAUGUGGCCAAGGUUACUUCAACUUCUCGUAAUCUACCAGCACCGGAAAUGGCAUCAUCGAAGCAGAAGUCCCAUUCGCAGCGAGCCAUAAAAAUAGCGAUCGUAAGGCCAAAAACAGUGGGUGUGUCCGUUCGGAACUCAAAUUCCUCUCCAAGACCGCCAACCUCCCGAAGCACUGGCAGCACCAGGAGCACUGCAUCCAGUAGGACCCAGCAGUUCUUCCUCCACCUAAGGUCUUCGAAUGGCGUGUACCGUCGCUCCAAGCAUGGCGUCUUCGACUACCAUCUGUCCCCGUUGGAGGAGACGGUGUUCGACCAAAGCACGGUGUAUCCCAUGAAAUCCGUGCCAGCCGUGGAGCUCCAGCUGCUGCGCAAUGGUCAGCGGAGCACCUACCUAGAGAGGCGAUACGAACGCAGCCCGGACGACAAGUACAACUACCCCGAGGCCACCAGCUGGCGGUACGGCUGGUUCCACCGCGAGUCCGAUCCCUUCCAGAAACGAAUACCCAGGCGAGAUUAGAAUAGCCUGUAGUAUAGCUUUUAUUCGCGGAAGCUGUAGGUAAUAAAAAUGCAAUAAAUCAAAAGUAACAAUG